UAUAAUCAAUCGAAGGCUUUGACCUUGUUAGCCAUCUUCUCUCGAAAUCCAACGUAGUAAAUGAGGGCAGUGAUUGAAAACUCGAAAUAGAUUCAACAUCGUAGUUUGUUUUUAUUUGUCACUAAUAAGAUAACUACUGCGGAAAAUCAAUAUUAAAUACUCAUGAACCUUAACUUUUAAAUGUUUUUUAUUUUCUGAAAUGCUGUAUAGCAAUAGUUAAUGAGACUAAAUAAACUAAAGAAGGCUGUACAAACCAAAAAAAAUAAUUUUUCUACCAAAUAACAACAGAGAAUGCAUAUCAUCGCUAUCAAUUCAAGAUAUUUAACCCGAGUUCAAGUUGUGUUCAUUACAGUGAUGUGAAAUAAAUAAUCUGGCACAGCGGAAUAGUUACAAUUGUUAUUUUUAUAAAGUUUUAUUCCAUAAAAGAUGGAGUGUUUGAAGAAAUUAAAUCAAAAAAUACCAAGAAGAGCAAUACUCGGAAUAUUAAUGUUCUUUGCUUGUAUGUUUUCUUACGUAAUUCGAACCAAUCUUUCAAUCAUAAUUGUCGCAAUGGUGGAAGCCACAAAAAAAAGUCGAAAAGGUCCAUAUUGUACUGAUGUAAUAACAAAUUCUUCAACAAAAACAGCUACGGUUUAUAUUGAUGAAAGAUAUGCAUGGGAUCCAAAUACUCAAGGAUUUAUACUAUCAGCCUAUUUUAUUGGUCCCUUGAUAUCUAGCGUUCCAUCAGGAAUUUUAGCUGAAAAAAUCGGUGGCGCCCGAGUGGUUGCAUACGCUACACUAAUUCCAGCUAUCCUCAAUUUAUUAAUGCCCUAUGCCGCAAGUUUGCAUUGGGGUCUUCUCUUACCUCUCCGAUUUUUGAUGGGGUUGACAGGAUCAGCUGUAUAUCCUGCUUUACAUGCGAUGAUAGCACGAUGGGUCCCACCAAAUGAAAAAGGUCUAUUCGUAUGGACAAUGCAAGGUGGACCAUUUGGAACUUUCAUCACUUUUACCUUGUGCUCUCUAAUAAUUAACUUUUAUGGAUGGAAAGCCGCUUAUUGGACGACGAGUGGACUAAUGCUUAUAUUCUGGGCGGCUUGGGUUUGGCUUGUAUACGAUACGCCUGCUGCUCACCCCAACAUUACUCAAGAAGAAAAACGUUACAUUAUGGAAUCUAUUGGUUCAAAUGUUAGUAAGCAGAAAAGUGUUCUUCCGGUUCGUGAGAUGGCGAAGUCACUGCCAUUAUGGGUAUUAUUAUGGGCACAUUUCGCCAACAUGUGGGGAAUAUAUUUUAUCUCUAUAAAUGGACCAAAAUAUACAUUACAAAUAUUGGGAUUAAACAUGAAAUCUGGAGGGUUCCUUACCGGAUUACCUUAUAUCGCUCGUUUAGGAGCGGGAGUUUUGUUUGCAGCUGCCGGUGAUUUUUUCAGAAGAAAAAACAUUCUUACUAUUAUUAAGAUCCGUAAACUUUUCAUGAUAUGUUCACAUAUUGCUCCCGGUGUUGCAUUAAUUAUCAUGACCUACGUUGGAUGUAAUGCUUCUGUUGCGAUAACAAUGAUGAUUCUGGCAUUAGCAUUUAACGGAGCAGCAUGCCAAACCAGUUUACAAAAUCAUCAGGAUCUGGCACCCAAUUUUGCUGGAUCAAUUUACGGAGUAAUGAAUGUAUUCGGUAGUGUUCCAGGUUUUAUAAUAUCCCCGAUUAUUGGGGCUUUAACCAAUGCACACAAUGGUGUCGAAGAAUGGCGCUGGAUGUUUUUGCUCUCAGCAUUUAUUUUUUUUAGUACAACGAUAUUAUAUUGGAUAUUUGGAUCCGCUGAUAUUCAACCAUGGAAUAACAGCGAUAAAAUUGAUCAAGUAAAAAAUAUAGAAAAUGAAGAAAAAACUACAGUAAAGUUGACUGAAAAAAAUGUUACGUCGAGUGAUGACGAAGAAAAUGAACGUCUUUAAUAUAUUAACAACUACUUUUUAGUCAAAAGUAAACAUGUAUAUGGUUUUAUAUUUCGAAGAAAUGACAUAAAAAACAGUUUCUUAAAAUGUAUUAUUGAAUGAAAUAACAAUAAAUUUUUUUGUGAUUAAUAUA
Chelonus insularis is the source of this 2056-nucleotide messenger RNA. RefSeq names its product sialin-like. The record is from RefSeq and is a predicted model, not a curated record. Gene Ontology annotation, molecular function: transmembrane transporter activity. Gene Ontology annotation, cellular component: membrane. The transcript is spliced from 8 exons. Gene Ontology annotation, biological process: transmembrane transport; monoatomic anion transport. NCBI's taxonomy places the organism in Eukaryota, Metazoa, Arthropoda, Insecta, Hymenoptera, Braconidae. The coding region runs from base 427 to 1923 and encodes 498 amino acids.